Cephus cinctus (wheat stem sawfly) is the source of this 1311-nucleotide messenger RNA. RefSeq names its product optic atrophy 3 protein homolog. Gene Ontology annotation, cellular component: mitochondrion. The coding region runs from base 185 to 838 and encodes 217 amino acids. Gene Ontology annotation, biological process: regulation of lipid metabolic process. NCBI's taxonomy places the organism in Eukaryota, Metazoa, Arthropoda, Insecta, Hymenoptera, Cephidae. The transcript is spliced from 4 exons. The record is from RefSeq and is a predicted model, not a curated record.
AUAUACUACUGUCUUCAAGUGUGUGUUAAGUAAAGUCGAAGUACAAAUAGACAGGAUAAUUCUACUGCAGAGUUCACAAUGUGCAUGUGGUGUAGCAGUAUGGCCGUCUAUCUCCAUUCGAACGAAGUUUGGAGAACGUGAGAUACAGGAUCGUCAGGAAACGUAAAAAUCACCGACUACAAAAAUGGUAAUCGGUGUGUUUCCUUUCCUCAAAUUGGGCGUUCUGUUUGUUAAACAGAUUAGCAAGCCCUUGGCACAGGUGAUUGUGAACCAAGCCAAGAAUCAUCACAUUUUUAGAACCUACUUCAUCAUACCUCCAGCACAAUUCUAUCAUUGGGCUGAAGUAAAAACAAAGAUGUACUUAAUGAAUCUUGGAAAACCAACCAAGGUUGCAAAGCUAAACGAAACGAUGGCAAUAGAAUUAGGUGCCAGUUUGAUGGGAGAGGUCAUUAUCUUCAGUGUUGCCGGAGCAUGUAUUGUGUUGGAAUAUAACCGACAAGUUGCAAAGGAAGCUAAGAAAGAAGAAGCACGAUUGGCACAGUUGAAUAAAUUUAAUACUGAUAUAGAAGCUUUACAAAAAAGUAUGGCAGCACAUGAUGCUGAGAUUCGAUAUUUGCACACCCUUAUUGAAGAACUUGCCAAGGACACAAAACACAAAUUACCUGCUCGGAGUAUAUUAGAAAACAAUCCUUUGGAUAUAUCUCAAGCUUCAACAGAUACUCCUGUGAAAAGAAACGAAUCGACGACAGCACAGGAUGACACCAAAAGUAAAGAAAGUGAAAAAAUUUCACUAAUUCAGCAUGCUAUUUCUAUUUUUGAAAUGACGAUAGAUGAAUGACGUAAACGGGAUCGAUUUGCAUAAUUAACAUUUUUGACACUGCGGUCCUGGUAUUUAAGAAAAGCCAGGUAAGGCUGAUUAGGAAAAGAUUAAACGUAUAAGAAGCAACUAGUAAUUUCCUAUUUAUUUUAUUUUUUCAUUCUCUAUUAUGUUGUACAAUAUGUAUAUUUUAUAUCAUUUUGAUCAUCUCCGCUGGUACGGGUUUAUAAUGGUGACAUAACAGAGGCAUUGUAGGACAAAAAUUGAAACAAUUUCAUUCUGACAGCAUAUAAUAUAUUACUGUCCGAUUUAAAAUGGAAUUUCUUUUUUUUUUUAAUAUGUAAGUGUUAUUCUCCAUAUCAGUCUUACCGAUCACAACACCAUAAUGUAGAUUGAGGUCAUGUAAAUAAUUCUUAUUACCUGUUUAAAUGUAAUUGCAUAUUACGGAAUGUAAUGUUAAUAAAAAUCUUAAUAAAAGAAAUUUAAAAAAUAUA